Molecule: messenger RNA, 845 nt
Organism: Solanum pennellii
Lineage: Eukaryota; Viridiplantae; Streptophyta; Magnoliopsida; Solanales; Solanaceae
Product: inactive protein RESTRICTED TEV MOVEMENT 1-like
Exons: 1
Coding region: 88-591 (167 amino acids)
Source: RefSeq, a predicted model, not a curated record
UAUUUUCUUGUACUAUUAAUCUCUCUCUUCAUUUUCCUUUUAUUCACUUCGUAUUUCACUUCCCCUGUUUUUUUUUGUAAAUUUGAGAUGAUCAAAGUUGGACCAGUGGGAAGCAAUGUUGGUUCCAUAUGGGAAGAAAAUGGACGAAGUGAAGUUGCUGGUAUUUUUGUUUCUUUCACCGAAAACACAAUUCAGUCGCUUCAGUUUCUGUUUUAUGAGAAUGGCAAUUAUGUUCAGUCAAAUAAGCAUGGCAGUGACCACUCUGAAAACUUUUGUGCGCUUCUGUUUGAUUAUCCAUCAGAGUUUCUUACUUCGAUAAGUGGUUCGUAUAUUGGCGAUGGGUAUUUAUCAACAGGUUUAGAUGCUAUUAAAUUUAAUACCAACAAGGGUUGUUACGGACCAUUUGGGCGUACAGAGCCUACAAGUAGUAGCAAGCGAUUCAACUUUGAAUUACGAAAUCAUCGUCUUUUCGGUGGUUUUCAUGGAACCAUGAGUCGUCAUGCUGUUGAGAGUAUUGGGAUUUAUGUUAAGCCAGUCAUAUCCUCCAUGAAUAACUUGAAAGGAUCUCUUCGAGUUAAGGCUGAAAAAUGAUUGUAGUUCCGUUUUACUUUUACCCUAUGCUUGCUGCUGGCUUAUUAUGUAAUGUUUUAUCAUUUAUAUAUGCUGUGUUGUAAAAUAAAUUCCUCGUGGUAAGAUCUUUGUACUGUCUAUGCUUUUCAGACUUCACUUGCUAGGUACGUUAUUGUUCUUUCGUACCGUCUAUGUUUCUCGAACUUCACUUUGUUAUUGUUGUAUUUAUUGUAAGAUGUUGCCAUACAAUGUACAGAACAUAAGCUUACAAGUAA